GUACGGACUAGGACUAGGAAAAGAAAACCAAAAAGAAAUAUCUCUGCCUUUGCCUUGGCCAUGUCCGAGAGACAAAACAGAGAGAGAAACCAUCAACAACGUUUAGAGUUGUGUCUCUCUGAACGUGUCAACCAAAUCUUCAUCCUUAUAUAUUCUCUCAUUCCCUUUCUUUGUUUGUUUCAUGAUUUUAGGGCCUCUCCGUUGAAUCUAAUCUCCAGAAGCAAUAGAGGAUUUCAUUCCAAUCUUUUUUAAAACUACCCAUUUCUUCUUUUCUUUUUUUUUUUCAAGGAAAAAUAAAUCAAAAUCCAUUUUUUUUCAGAGAAAGAGAUUCCAAUUCUGCUGCUUUUAUCUCUCUGUCUUGUCCCUAGACAUGUCUUGCCGUUUCAAGUCCUCUGCUCGGUUGCUGGGAAAGGUGGAGAAAGGCUGAGGAAAAUCUUUUAGCAGUGAUUUUAUCCUACUCGAACUGUUAAACUCUUUGACAUAGCUAACUUUGGAAUAAGUUUGGUUUUGAUUGAAGUAGCUUUGGAAUGGAAGGUGAUAUAUUUUCAGGAUUUGGUAAUGGAACUCAAGUAGAUGUUAAGGUUUUGCAGACAUUUCAAAAGAGUUUUGUGCAAGUUCAAGACAUCCUAGAUCAAAAUAGGUUGCUAAUCAAUGAGAUUAACCAAAACCAUGAGUCAAAGAUGCCUGAUAACUUGAGCAGGAAUGUGGGAUUAAUUAAAGAGUUGAAUAACAAUAUUAAAAGAGUUGUUGAUCUCUAUGCCGAUCUCUCAAGCUCUUUCACCAGGUCAAUGGAGGCUUCAUCAGAAGGUGACUCUGCUGGGACAUUCAAAUCUGAUGGAAAAGUUAGUCAGAAGAGAAUUAGAUCUGAGUAAAUUUGAUCAAACUCGGCUUUUGGUACAAAUUAUGUUCUCUUUCACUGUGGAAUAAAAGGAGUAUUUUGAUACUGAAGUGAAAAAAAAAAAAAAAUUGAUAGUAUUCUGUAACUCUUUUAAUGAAAGUGUGAAGAGCAUCUGAGGUUUUGAAGCUUCAGCAUAAUCCCCAGUCUUCACAUUUUCCAUUACAAAAACAUCCCAGAAAUUUACCAUUUGUAAUCAUGUUGACUUAGUCAGCAUCUUUAAUUAUUGUUUAAUGGACCUGGUGUGAGUGCUUAACUGUCAUUUAAA
Messenger RNA from Durio zibethinus, 1163 nucleotides. Its product is annotated as protein ELF4-LIKE 4-like. Gene Ontology annotation, biological process: entrainment of circadian clock; positive regulation of circadian rhythm. The record is from RefSeq and is a predicted model, not a curated record. Lineage: Eukaryota; Viridiplantae; Streptophyta; Magnoliopsida; Malvales; Malvaceae.